Messenger RNA from Orbicella faveolata, 1083 nucleotides. RefSeq names its product transmembrane protein 79-like. Gene Ontology annotation, biological process: regulated exocytosis. The record is from RefSeq and is a predicted model, not a curated record. NCBI's taxonomy places the organism in Eukaryota, Metazoa, Cnidaria, Anthozoa, Scleractinia, Merulinidae. Gene Ontology annotation, cellular component: trans-Golgi network membrane; lysosomal membrane.
CCGCGGCCAUAUAUGACAUGAUUACCCGUGACCUUGAGUGUCCUUGACAUGAUUGCCAAUCAGAGAAGAGAAAGUGAUUUCAAUGGACACCCUAUAUUAAGCGGACACUAAUGAGGGUCCCAAGGGUGUCCGCUUAAUAUAGGUUUCACUGUAUUCACUUUUCAGUCGUCGGCCAAGUGACGUAUGAAUACCAAAUUUAACUUUAUUUGAAAUCGUUGACUUGUGCACUCACGAAUCAUGGCGAGCGACACUGACCGACAGAAAAAGCAAUCCCAGGAUCAGAAAAAGGUGUUAACCAACAUAUUCUGUGCUUGUGUUCUGUUGUUCUGUGUUGGAGUAAUCGCUGCAUAUUACCCGUUCCCAAAACCGCGCCUUCCGACUUUGCUCGACAGACUUGUGUUCACGCUUCGAUGGUUGAUAGUUUCGCUGUUCACGGUCUUCGCUGGGGUCAUCUGGGUUGGAAACAUGCGAUACAGCACCUCUGCUAUCAAUCCAUUGGACCCAAGCGGCAAGAAGUACGUAGAAAUGCGUUCGAGGUAUCUACAGAAUACCGUUGAACAAUUCCUGCUUCACUCGUUCAGUCUUGUCGCCUUGUCCACUUAUCUUUCUGAGGAGAACAUGCACUUGGUUCCUCUGCUGGUAGUGUUGUUCAGCAUCGCUCGACUUCUGUUCGCAGUAGGUUACUCCAUUGAUCCUCUUAAGAGAGGCUUCGGGUUUGCCAUGACAUCUUACCCAACAUUCAUGGUCAUUACAUAUUGUUUGUAUUGCCUGUUUAUGCACGGAUUGGAAGCAUAUCACUGAAAACUAAUGUACGUGUAUGAUGCCCCGUUGUAGACAAAGGAAAUUCGUGCAUCACAAAGCGAGCCUCGAAAAAGACAGCUGAAAAGAAACAAGUAACAAAUACAGAAUACAGAAUUAAAAAUACAUGUAUCUAGCGUUGUUUGAACGUGGAUAUUGUUAUUUGCACAUUGAUUUGCAUGUUCCGUCGCGUGUAACAAAGAAUUAGAAUUCAUUAUCGUCCGUAAUAGCCCUUUUCACGGUUAACUUUGCUUACUUGCAUUACAACAAAAUCUAGCAUGUAUG